AUGUUCUCAUCUCGUCAUCCAGAAGACCGCUUCCGUCUACGUGCCCAUCGCGCCCGCAGUAUCGAACUCACAGAACCUGAACUGGUAGAGAUUCGUGCCGCUCAGAGGACAUUCGAAGGAGCCUAUGUUCGGACCUCUCUUUCUCAGUUCUCCUUCGCCCUCAUUAUUCUCAAGAUCUUCACAUCCGAGUUCUACAGCAUAGGAGCGUUGUUCGCGGUAUAUGGAGCAGGAGUUUUACUUGUCAGUGCCUACAGACGACAACAGGGCAACAGACAGUUUUUCAACGAGGUUGGGCAAGGCGGCGAAGAACGGAAGCGCUUUCGUACCAGUGGUAACGUGGUUGUUGUGCUGACCGCACUGAGUAUUGCGGCUUAUGUUACGCUUCUUGUUCUUACAUUGAGAUUGGAGAACAAGUCCUGA
Lithohypha guttulata is the source of this 420-nucleotide messenger RNA. RefSeq lists its product as uncharacterized. The coding region runs from base 1 to 420 and encodes 139 amino acids. The transcript is spliced from 2 exons. The record is from RefSeq and is a predicted model, not a curated record. Lineage: Eukaryota; Fungi; Ascomycota; Eurotiomycetes; Chaetothyriales; Trichomeriaceae.